Hypoxylon fragiforme is the source of this 1229-nucleotide messenger RNA. RefSeq lists its product as uncharacterized. The transcript is spliced from 2 exons. Bases 331 to 975 code for a protein of 214 amino acids. NCBI's taxonomy places the organism in Eukaryota, Fungi, Ascomycota, Sordariomycetes, Xylariales, Hypoxylaceae. The record is from RefSeq and is a predicted model, not a curated record. Gene Ontology annotation, molecular function: protein binding.
AAUAUAUCAAUAUAUUAAAUAUACCUAGAGUGCAUAUGAUAGAGUGCCCAAUCGAAUUGCAAACGCAGGGCCAUGAGGAAACUGCUUAGGCAGCUACAGGGCAAACCAUAUGGGUGGUGGUUUCCCUCUCAGUACAUACAUACAUAGAUACCUAUAAGUUCCCAUACAUCCACCGUUGACCGCUUUUGACCUACAUAUGUACCUCAAACUCUUCUCCUCCUAUCCACACCUUCCCAUCUCAUCUCAUCCCAACUCAUAACCAUACAUAACCAUACAUAACCAUACAUAAAUCACCACUCGUAGCUGUACACCCCAUUCCAUCCACCCACCAUGCCCACCAUAAAUCAAGGAUUCAACCACCACACCACCACCGGCCCCUGGGACCCCAACGGCGCCAACCACGCCACCGCGCACACAACCGCAAUCGACAUCUCCAACGCCGCCGUAGCCGCCAGCCGGCGCGGGGACUACAACGAGGCCGCGCGCCUGCACCAGCAGGCCUUGGAGCUGAAGCUGCGCGCCUUCCCGGCGACAUCCGUGCAAGCCGGCAUUUCCUACAACGGGCUCGGCGAGGCUUUGUUGCGCGCGGGCCGCUUCGACGAGGCCGAUGCCGCUUUUGCUUCGGCGCUGCAGGCCCGCGAGGCAGGCGGCCCUCGCAGCGACGCCGCCAUCACCCGCGACAACAUCGCGCGGCUGCGCGAGGCACAGGGACGCUUUGAGGAUGCGCGUGAGAUGCGGCUGCGGGGCCGCGAGAGGAGCGAGGUUAUGUGUGGGAAUUACCAUUGCCCAACCAGCAGCACAAUGUUCGCCCUGACCGCCCUCCAGGCCUGCGGCGGCUGCAGGAGCGUCUGGUACUGCUCCAAGAACUGCCAGAAGGGCGACUGGCAGUCCCGGCACAAGCCGCUGUGCAAGGCGUACACGGAGGGCUUGGCGGCGGCUGCUGCUACUACGGCUGGUGAGGGUGCGAGCACCUAGAGUGAUACGGAUGGAUAGGUACCUGAGGGCCUGGGCAGGGAGGGAUGUAGGUAGGUGUGUCAGGCACCUACUCACGAAUGAACGAACGACAUACAUACAUAUGAGUCAGAGGUCAGGUUUAGGAGUACAGUCAGUCAGUCAGUCAGCCAGCCAGUGCGUUUGCUCUACACUGGGUUCAUGAGGAGGGAGGUCAGAUAGGUAGACGGCAAUAGGUAGCUAGCAUAGGGAAUUGCAGAAGCUGUUCAUAGCUGUCA